GCUCAAACCGAAACCGCGCACUUUACUUAGUGAAUGUACUUACUAUCCAGCCUACCUUUCAAUUUCAUACUCAUACAGGUGCUUAGAGGUAGUGCCGCACAUCUCGUCACGAAGCAGAGAAACUAGAAACACUCAAAGAAACUCAAUCGAAGGAGAACAAUCAAAAACUUCAAGACGCGUAAGUCUAAGUGGAAACUUAUUUUAUUUUCGUCGACUAACCCUACCCUUUGCUCUUUGAGUUUGACAUUGACUUCGUGAUCAUCAGAAAACAUAAAUAUCAUGGGCGAGCAGUCUGAGCCAAAGUCCGCCUUGGCGGCACUGAUGGCCAAAAAGAAGGCGCAGAAGAAGGGAGCCAAGGCAACACCGACUGAGGUAUUUGUUCCUUUUUUGUACGUUUCAGUUGGUUCGGAAAACUAGAAAGAGCUCCCCUCAAUCUCUUUCAUUUGCAUCUUCUACGUAGAACAAUUCCAAUUCUCUUUCUUUUUCUAUUUGGUCUUAGUCAUUCACCUACCUCGUCCUCUAAUUAUUUUGAUAAACCUAACAACCCAACCGCAGGGACAGGACGCAAGCGCAAAUGUUCCCACGACCCCUGCACGAAAAGCUGCCGCCGCUGAAGAACAAGAAGCAUCGUCCCCCGCACAAAAAACCACGCAAAGCGCGAAAGCCUCCUCAGCCACAGCCGCCUCCUCUUCCUCGUCCACCUCCGAGUGGAAAAAGGCGUAUGAAAUCGAGCAAGACCGGAUGGCGAAGUUUGGGUUGCGGAUCAACACCAUGCAGGCGGACGGGGCGUGCCUUUUCAGGUCGUUUGCGGAACAAAUGUUCGAGGAUUGUGACCGGCACCAGGAGGUGCGGGACCGGUGCGUGGACUUUUUGUCCCAGAACCGACCGGAAUUUGAGCCAUUUCUCGCCGAAGACGAGCCCUACGAGGUGUACCUGAAGCAGAUGCGGCACCCGCAAACCUGGGGCGGCGAUAUGGAAAUUCAAGCCCUGUCGAAGCUGUACGAGGUGAAUGUCGCGGUUUUCGUACCCAGCACAUACACCCUCAGCGCCGCCGCCGUGGAACAGCUCGAGAACGAAAAAGUGGCACGGCAGAGGGAAACAAUGAAGAAAAAGGCCCAACCCUUGUGGCUGCAAGAACAGAAAGUAAAGGACAGUACCGGAGGCGUCGCUGCGGGUGAGAACGUCGAGAAGGAGGAAAUAAUAUUAAAAGAAGAAGACGCCGCGGCUCUUAAAACUACUCUUAGGAGCCCUAGUGAGUUGCUGCAGCGUGAGUUUGGCGGCCAUGCACAAGUGGUAGAAAUGUACAAUUUCAGUGUGGAAGCCGCACCGGUUGUUGCGCUAUCGUACCAUCCUCAUUACCAUCUGGGCCGACACUACAACGCAGUGCGGCGUUUGCGGCUGCCAAGCGGAUCACAAGAAGUUGUACGUGACGGGGCGCAAGACGCCGGGGCGCACCCAACCGUGCCAGGUCUCACUGAGCAUAUGAAAGUAGCGCACGACGAGAAAAAAAGGCAGGAAGCUGCUGUCGCAGCGGAAAAAGCAAAACCUGUCAAGAAAACAGCAAAGGACAUAUUCGGAUAGUUAUCUCCCCUACAUACAACAAGCGACACAUGGGCACCACGCAGCGACAUUAUUUAUCGACAAAAAUCGGAAAAUUUCCAACAAAAGAACAAAAGAGAACAGAAGCAGCAAGAUAUCCAAUUGCUGAUGACGGAUG
This is a messenger RNA of Amoebophrya sp. A120, 1717 nucleotides long. NCBI's taxonomy places the organism in Eukaryota, Dinophyceae, Syndiniales, Amoebophryaceae. The record is from the annotation of a GenBank genome assembly.